Molecule: messenger RNA, 6804 nt
Organism: Jaculus jaculus (lesser Egyptian jerboa)
Lineage: Eukaryota; Metazoa; Chordata; Mammalia; Rodentia; Dipodidae
Gene: Nlgn3
Product: neuroligin 3
Exons: 8
Coding region: 333-2879 (848 amino acids)
Biological process (GO): neuron cell-cell adhesion; chemical synaptic transmission; presynaptic membrane assembly
Cellular component (GO): cell surface; postsynaptic specialization membrane; synapse
Molecular function (GO): neurexin family protein binding; signaling receptor activity
Source: RefSeq, a predicted model, not a curated record
GGUGCGCGGGCACAGCAGCCAGGCUGCCGGAGAGCUGAUCUCGGGGAUUCGGGUGCGGAGCCCUUGGCCUGGAGGCGAUAUGGGUGGUCCGUGGCCGCGUUCAGUCGUUUGCAGCAGCCAGGGGAACAGGCCUGUCUGGCCCUGAGGGAAUCCUCUGUUCGAAGUGGUGGUGCACUUGGAAGACCUGCUCUCUUCGUUGCUGGGCACCUGUAGGUGUCCCUCGAGAGCUCAGUUUUGAGGUUCAAGUCAGUGUGGCCAUGAAGGGUCUGCCUAUUGGGCUGAUGCUGUGACCCUGGAGUCUGCCUCUCCUGCCAGUCCCCCCUGCCCGGAACAUGUGGCUGCGGCUUGGUCCGCCCUCGCUGUCCCUGAGCCCCGCACCCACAGUUGGCCGGAGCCUGUGCCUCACCCUGUGGUUCCUCACUUUGGUGCUGAGGGUCAGUUCCCAAGCCCCAGCACCCACAGUCAAUACUCACUUUGGGAAGCUAAGGGGUGCCCGGGUACCAUUGCCCAGUGAGAUCUUGGGGCCUGUGGACCAAUACCUGGGGGUGCCCUACGCAGCUCCCCCAGUUGGCGAGAAACGUUUUCUGCCCCCUGAACCACCCCCAUCUUGGUCUGGCAUCCGGAACGCCACACACUUUCCCCCAGUGUGCCCCCAGAACAUCCACACAGCUGUGCCCGAAGUCAUGUUGCCAGUCUGGUUCACUGCCAACUUGGAUAUCGUCGCUACUUACAUCCAGGAGCCCAACGAGGACUGCCUGUACCUGAAUGUCUAUGUGCCCACGGAGGAUGUAAAGCGGAUUUCCAAGGAAUGCGCCCGAAAGCCCAACAAGAAAAUUUGUAGGAAAGGAGGAUCCGGCGCUAAGAAACAGGGCGAGGACUUAGCGGAUAAUGACGGGGAUGAAGAUGAAGACAUCCGGGACAGUGGUGCUAAGCCUGUCAUGGUCUACAUCCAUGGAGGUUCUUACAUGGAAGGGACAGGCAACAUGAUUGAUGGCAGCGUCCUUGCGAGUUAUGGCAACGUCAUCGUUAUCACCCUCAACUAUCGGGUCGGGGUGCUAGGUUUCCUGAGCACCGGGGAUCAGGCAGCCAAGGGAAACUAUGGACUCCUUGACCAAAUCCAGGCCCUCCGCUGGGUGAGCGAGAAUAUCGCCUUUUUUGGAGGAGAUCCCCGCCGUAUUACUGUCUUUGGCUCAGGCAUCGGUGCAUCCUGUGUCAGCCUCCUCACACUGUCACAUCACUCUGAGGGGCUUUUCCAGAGGGCCAUCAUCCAAAGUGGCUCUGCUCUGUCCAGCUGGGCUGUGAACUACCAACCAGUGAAGUAUACCAGCUUGCUGGCAGACAAAGUGGGCUGUAACGUGCUGGAUACUGUGGAUAUGGUGGACUGUCUUCGCCAAAAGAGCGCCAAGGAGCUAGUAGAACAAGACAUUCAACCUGCCCGCUACCAUGUGGCCUUUGGCCCUGUGAUUGAUGGUGAUGUCAUUCCUGAUGACCCCGAGAUUCUCAUGGAACAGGGAGAGUUCCUCAACUAUGAUAUCAUGCUAGGUGUCAACCAGGGUGAGGGUCUCAAGUUUGUGGAAGGGGUGGUGGAUCCUGAGGAUGGUGUCUCUGGCACUGACUUUGACUAUUCUGUCUCCAACUUUGUGGACAAUCUGUAUGGCUAUCCUGAGGGUAAGGACACACUGCGGGAGACUAUCAAGUUCAUGUACACAGAUUGGGCAGACCGUGAUAACCCUGAGACCCGCCGUAAAACACUGGUGGCACUCUUCACUGACCACCAGUGGGUGGAGCCUUCAGUGGUGACAGCUGAUCUGCAUGCCCGCUAUGGCUCACCUACCUACUUCUACGCCUUCUACCAUCACUGCCAGAGCCUCAUGAAGCCUGCUUGGUCAGAUGCAGCUCAUGGGGAUGAAGUACCCUAUGUUUUUGGUGUCCCUAUGGUAGGUCCCACUGACCUUUUCCCUUGCAACUUCUCCAAGAACGAUGUCAUGCUCAGUGCUGUCGUCAUGACCUAUUGGACCAACUUUGCCAAGACCGGGGAUCCCAACAAGCCAGUACCCCAGGACACCAAGUUCAUUCAUACCAAGGCCAACCGCUUUGAGGAAGUGGCCUGGUCCAAAUACAAUCCCCGGGACCAGCUCUACCUUCACAUCGGGCUGAAACCACGAGUCCGUGAUCAUUACCGAGCCACCAAGGUGGCCUUUUGGAAACACCUGGUGCCCCACCUGUACAACCUGCAUGACAUGUUCCACUAUACAUCCACGACCACCAAAGUGCCGCCCCCGGACACCACCCACAGCUCCCACAUCACCCGCAGGCCCAAUGGCAAGACCUGGAGCACCAAGCGGCCAGCCAUCUCACCUGCCUACAGCAAUGAGAACGCCCCUGGACCCUGGAAUGGGGACCAGGAUGCAGGGCCCCUCCUGGUGGAGAACCCUCGAGACUACUCCACUGAACUAAGUGUCACCAUCGCCGUGGGGGCCUCCCUUCUGUUUCUCAAUGUGCUGGCUUUUGCUGCCCUCUACUACCGCAAGGACAAGCGGCGCCAGGAGCCCCUGCGGCAGCCUAGCCCCCAGAGGGGAACCGGGGCCCCGGAAUUGGGAACUGCCCCUGAAGAGGAGCUGGCAGCAUUGCAGCUAGGCCCCACUCACCAUGAGUGUGAGGCUGGUCCCCCCCAUGACACACUGCGCCUCACUGCAUUGCCCGACUACACCCUGACCUUGCGGCGCUCCCCUGAUGACAUCCCACUCAUGACCCCCAACACCAUCACAAUGAUUCCCAACUCCCUGGUCGGGCUGCAGACAUUGCACCCCUAUAACACCUUUGCCGCAGGGUUCAAUAGUACCGGGCUGCCCCAUUCACACUCCACUACCCGCGUAUAGCUCUAGCCCAGAGCACAGCUCAUCUCCCAGCUCCCUCCCAGACCCCCCCCACAUGCACACACACACACACACACACACACAUGCACACACAUACACACACACACACACACACACACACAGACAUAUAUGUACAUGCUCACACCCACUCUACAGCAGACUCAUCUGUACAAACAUAGACAGAUGUGGACAUGCACUCACAUGUACAAAACACAAAUUUGGAAGUAAAUCUGAACAAGCCCUUCAAAUGGGGACAAACAUGAGUCCUUGGUAAACCAAGGACCCGUGGAAUAGUAGCUGGAGCCAGCUCCCUGAGCCCAACCACAGACACUCCUGGGGGGCCUGAAAGCCACAGCCGGACACCCCCUUGGUGCUCGCCUUCUGCCUCUCUCAGAACUGCACCAUUGACCAAACUGCAGACACGGGAGCUUUAAAGAGCAGGAUAGCUCUUCCUCCCCCAGACUUAGUCUUUUUUCUGGGUCUUGUUUUUGUUGAUUUUUAAAAAAAUUUGGAACCAAUGCUUUUCCAAACCAUUGAGUGCUAAGCAGCUAUGGAAGGGAGGGCUCCAGGCCCAGGACUCUGGUUCUAGAACUUCCAGUGCUCACAUAAUCAGACCAAGGAAAAGGACCCCUGCCCCCAAGGAAAAAAUAAAACAGAUUGCAGCACACUAUGGGGUGCAAGGAGGAAGGGACUAGCAAUGAAUGGGGCAGGAGGGAUAUCGAGGACAGAUUGGUAACUGGCUCUGUUUUCCCAUGGAUGGCUUCAGAGUCUGCAGGGAGAACUGCUCCCCGCAAAGGUCAGCAUCAUCACCCUGACUAGACCAGGGAAAGCCUAGGUUUGGUGAACAAAGUACUUUGGAGGCUGUAUCCUUAUUGGAUCCCUGGCUAGAUAAUCUGGGCUCUGCCUCUCCCUUUGGGGAAAUGCUACCAGAAAUUUGCCCCAUUUUCUUUACAGUCUCUUUUGUGUCUGUCAUUUCUCUUUCAAAAAAGAGAUUUUUUUUUUUGAUUGUUGUUGGCUUUUUUUUUUUAAGAAAAGUUCUUAAAACACUAACGGAAACCCAUGGAGUUUGUCCUUUGUAAAAAAAAAAAAAUUAAACACAGUGUCUUGAUAUAAAAAUAAAAAAUCCAGUUAGCACUCCCAACCUGCCUUCCUUGCACAGGCCUUGCCCCAACAUCCCUGAAGCAGGGUGCCUCAGUGGGCUGGGAAGCAGCAGCCUUCUACCUUGUAGUUCCUGUAAGUCUGGGCUGUGAUCUUCUGGGCCCCUGGCUCCCCUGGGCCCCCUACACAAGGCCUCAUACUAAUUAUGUUGCUGCCCCCCACCCCCGCGCUCUGGGUUCCUGCAGCUAAAGCCUCCUCUCAGUACCUCAGCCCUCCUCAUGAAACAGCCAAAAUAAUACUUCCUUCUUCCUCUGUCACCACGCCACUGCUACUGAUGCCACCACUACCAUGAUCACCACCCUGCCCUCACUUUGGACUAAGGGCUGGCAGGAGGCUUGACUUCUGACCUGCUGAAAUUUUCUCUCGCCUAUGGAAAUGCAGUGAGUGCAGCAUUAGCCACAUGGACUCCCUGGCCUUGGGGACUGACAGAGCAGGGCCCCUCUCCUUCCCCAGGGAUAGGGGAUUGUUCUAUGAAUUUGAAUUGCAGAAGUCACUGGAGCCCAGGGAACAAUUUUUAUCCAGGAUUGUCAUCAGUGGCUCCCUUACAACUCUGGGGGACAUAUGGGGGGGGGAGCGGGUCUCCAUGGGGUUAAUAUUUUGGUAUUUCCCAUUCUCCUUGGUGACUUGAAGGACUGAACUUGAAGUGCUCAUCAAGCCUGACAGUUGGGCAGGGUUGCUGAUAUCUCAGAAGCCAGGAAUAGAAUUCUUCAAAGUGACCCUGACAAAAUGAGGGAGAUGAGCCAUCACAACCAGGAUGGCAUUCAGAGGGGGAUGAGUAAAAGGUAGUAUAUACGAAGACCAAAACCCAGAACUAAUACACUAAUAUGGUGUCUGAGCCAGGAGUGAUGGGCAUAAGGGAAUAGUUUUUUUUUUUUUGUUUUGUUUUUUUUUUUUUUUUUUUAAGCAUUGGGAGAGGGUAUGUACAUUGAGUGAGUUCAUGGUUUGAGAAUAGCUUUCUGCCUGUCUUCCCUCCCUCCCUUCUUUUCUUUCUUCUUUCCAAAAUGAAUGUGGAUACUAGCAUAUAGUAACAAAGAUAGCUGGGAAAAGCUAGUAAGUAAUCAGUGUGUGAGUAUUAGAACUAGGUGUAACCCCAGAGAAAAUGGAUCACCAAAGCCCAUCACAUUUGGUGCUAGAGAAACGGAUCUAGAACAAUAUGGUGGCACAUGCCUGUAAUCCAGGAACCUGAGAGAGGGGAGUAAAUGACCAGGAGUUCAAAAUCAUUCUCAGCUACAGAGAAAGUUCAAAGCCAGCCUGGCAUAUAUGAGACUCUGUCAGGGGCUGGGUUAGAAUGUGACAUUGUACUAUAGGACUAUUCCCAUUGUCCUCUUUGACUUACUCGAUCUCAGCACUGGUUAUAACUCCCACCACAUGUAUGACUCUACCCUUGGUUGGCAUAUGUUAUCAUGGGAGGGAAAGUGGGGAGUGUCUAGAGAAGAAUAAUAGCAAUAGGCAAAAAGCCCACUGUUGCUUUAUUAUUUAUUUUUUUUUUUUUGGAGGUAGGGUCUUACUCUAGCCUAGGCUGACCUGGCACUUGCUUUGCAGUCCCAGGCUGGCCUCAAACUCACCGUGAUCCUCUUACAUCUGCCUUCCAAGUGCUGGGAUUAAAGGUAUGCACCAUCAUACCGGGUGGGUUGCUUUUUAAUUUAGAAAGAAGGAAGCAGGUGGGGAAUAUCCAGUGGUUUCUGAGUACCUACAAUGUGCUAAGUAUAUUGUUAUCAUUUUCAAAGUGAGGCUCCUAAUAGUGCUAGGUUCUCUUGUGACCUGUGUGCUCAACUCAACUCCUGAGAGUAACAGAGGGGGAAUGAGCCUAGGAAAAAGCCAAAGAAAUGGCUUUACUUCAUUUUACUACAGCCAAGAGAUGCUCCAGGCUCCCACAAAGCCCUUAGUAGUAGCUGCCAAAAGAAAUGACUGCACCACAUCCUUCAUCUUCUGCAAGCAGAGGACUGGAUCACACUAUCUUUUAAGGUCCAUUCCCAGUCUAUGUGUUCAUCUUCCAACCUUCAAUUGGUGUAUUUCACAUAUUUCCAAAUUGGACCUUCUAUAGCAAAUCCAGCACCAAUCUUAUAAGGACUUUACGAAUGAUAAACCCCUCCCAGUUGGUCCUCAUCUUUGAAAGGCCUGAGAAGACAUGGUAGUCUCUAAAACAGACAGGAUUUCAGUCUAAUUGACAGUUUGUUCUGGGUCUUAUUGCUGACUACCAGCCCACAUGGCAUAAAUCAUUACUGCCUACAUUACACUGUAAGUCCAGCCCACAUCCCUAGGUUUAUCUGCUUUCUAUUUUAGUCUUUUAGGGAGCUUGAGACAGCAAUCUUCAGAUCUGCAUUUGUGAUGUGUGUGAAGGGUCAGAGGUUGGUUACUGUGGAAGUCUCCAUGGAAGAAUGGUUAUUAGGACUGUAGGCUUGGCCCUAUGCUAGUUUAUGUAAAUACUAUGAGGAGUAAAGACAUGCAUCAUGGGCUGUAUACCUUUGGGAAGACAAACCCAACCAUGUUUAAAUGAAGGCUUCUCAGAGAAGCUCCAUCUCAUGGUCUGGUCACUAACAGCCCAGAGCCUCUCUACCUCCCCAUUCAGAGAAUGCGAGAGAUGUUUUCUGUAGCCUUGAGAUGUGGGCCAUUAUGUCCCCACCAUGUCACACAUACAUGAGAAAAGGUAAAUUCCAUGAGUUCCAGAUCAAUAAAUGUGAUAUUAAUGGAGGACAAAUGAGUACAAGGCUCAUUGGGGAGCAGUUACUAAACAAAAUGAAGAUUGUUCAUCCCCUGCAUGAAAUUGAGA